AUGAAUCCAAGCAAAGUUGAAGAGGGUCUGUUUCAUCAUCACCUUGAUCCGAUCGCAGAACCUGAGCCGUUGAUUUUGGAUCACAGCCACCACGAGGAGGAACCCCCGCCGCCGCUGGAGUUCUGUCUACCUCCCUUGUCGGAAUUCGACUUGUUUCGUGAUGACAAUGAUGAAGAUUCCAUCAGCCGCACCUCCUCCGAAGCAGACGGUGCUCCACCAGCUACAAAUAAUAACGACGUUUCUUCCCAAAAAACAAACCCUAGACCUGAAUACGUUAACCCAGAGCCUCACAUAUCCUCUCAAUUUUACACAUUUAACAUCGAAUCUCACUCCUUGAUGAUCCGUUGUAUACUCGAAGGCCGUCUCGCGAAUCCCGACGAGAUUAAGGCGGCGACGCCUCAAGCUGUUCUCGCUAGCUGGAGGUCAGUCUGGAAAGACCGCAACGAAGACACCGCCUACCUGACGGCAUGGAAGCGAAUUCAAGAGAAGCUCACUGUCCAUAGAGGCCAACACGGUAAUGAAUUCCUUUGUUCCAAGAACAAUUCCAAUAAUCAAUUUGUUUCACAUACCAGUCAAUGGCAAGAAAUCGUCAUGAAUUUUCAUGGUGAUGCUGAUUUGAAGCACCUAGGGUUGAAAGAAACCAUAGAAAGAAUCAAACAAGUUUGGACAAUAGGUGCUAAGUUCUACGGGAUACCUGAAUCUUACAUUAGGGCUUGUGUAGCUGCUUGUCCUAUUUGUUCAGAUUCAAACGGCUCUGGUGGGGGACGAUCAAAAAGACGUAGAUUUGAGUACACGGAAUCAUUCGAUGUCCCAGCAAAAGAUGUACCUAGUAAACUGCAACAAUUGGCAACUAAACAUAAGGUUGUUUUAUGUAUAAGACAAAAGUACAUUAGAUAUAAGCCAUUCAUGGCAGAAGUUAAAGAUUACGCAUGUCAUCGAGCAGGGGAACCCGCUUCAUCAUCUAAAAAAUCAAGAAUCUUGAAAAGGGAACCUUAUGCUUCAAAGCGAUGUGGAUGUGGGUUUCGAAUAAGGGCAAUUGUGCCAAUUUCUAAUUACAAUGAGAAAGAUAAAACCUUUGUAUAUCAAGAAGAGGGAAUGGCUGUUUUCAAGCUCUAUGCUGUUCAUUCAGGGCAUGAACCUGGUCCAUUGGAUGGAAAUGCAAGAAUCAUGCAUAGAAUUGUUGGGCAUAAAGGCGGAUUGUUAAUCGAUCAAGAUCUGGUUUAUGGAAUGAGUGAUGAAACUGAUAAUGAAAACUUCAUGGGGAAAGAUGAUAGCGAUAUGCAACAUACGGUUUUGCAGCAAGUAAAGGAGUUAAAGAAUGAAGUUGGGCUUCUCGAAGCUAAAAUUACCAAAAUGCCACCUGAGCUUUUGAGUUCCAUGUCUCAAGAAUUGUUUGAUGUGAUAAGCAAAGUUAGAAACAUAGGAGAAUAUGGAUCAAAAUCAUUAGGGCUAAUGUCUGAUAAUGAUUUGGUAGAUUGGAGUGGACAUCAAAGGAUUUAUGGAGAUGGAAAAGAUACGGAUUUGAUUGAAGAUGAUGACGACAGUUUUGAACGGACACUUGGCGAUGUUGGAUCUUGGGAUGACACCUGUAAACCCGAAAAAUGGCUGAAAUGCAAUGGAUUUGAUGAAGAUUCCAAACUUACAAAACCCAUAAGACAUGAUGAAACAGAAACAGAUAGUCUUGUUGGUUUGCAAGUUGACAGUUUCUACCCUGAGAAUCCUAAAUGGUAUGAUUCCCCUUGUGGUUUGGACCCUGGAAUGGAAUGUGGGAGUAAUGGAUUCCGACAUGGGGAGAUUGUGUAG
Molecule: messenger RNA, 1803 nt
Organism: Lactuca virosa
Lineage: Eukaryota; Viridiplantae; Streptophyta; Magnoliopsida; Asterales; Asteraceae
Source: the annotation of a GenBank genome assembly